AUGUAUGGCAGCCACAUGCCUCCUGAUGGAAGGCGAAAGGAAGGCCACACAUCACUUGUGAUGGUGCUGAUGAAGAUGCGUGAUCCCUGGAACAAGCAGCAAAAUCCAUGGGAGAGAACGUUUUACACAGUUAACUGGGUUAAUAUCUACCAAAGUGUCAAAGCCAAAGCCAAAGAAAGACCUAAGAACUCACCUUCACCAACUGCACCUCCUGGGCUCGGUCCCCGCCCUCCUCCCCUUCUCCCGCCGCUGCUGCGGCUGCUGCGUGGCCCCAGCACGCCCCCCGGUGGCCACCACGGGCAUGGACGAUCGGAAUCACCACCUCUGGCCUCUCUGGCUACCUGUCAGCUCCCCACAACAGAACUAAAAGCCUUGCUGGGUUCUGUUACAGAAAAGCAUCGUGAAGAAGAGGAUGAAGUUGAUGCCUUUCUCCUUUCAGCGUCCAAGAUCCUAAAUUCCUCCGAGGGGGUACAGGACAGUGGUGGCAGCGAACCAGAAUAUGGCUGUAUAUCAGAAUCAGAAAAUCAUAUCCAACCACAAUCAGCCCUGAAAGUCCUUCAACAUCAACUGGAAUCGUUCCAGGCUUUACGAAUGCAGACUUUGCAAAAUGUUACCAUGGUACAGUCUGAAAUCAGUGAAAUAUUGAACAAAAGCAUUGUUGAAGUAGAAAGCCCACAAUUCAAUUCAGAAAAAACUCUAGUAUUCAGCCCAUUUACUGAGAAGGAUUUGCCUCUAGAGAAGCAAGAAAAAUCCCUUCCUGUGGAGAAUAUUCAUCAUUUUGAAGAUUCCAAAGCUCUUCAUUCAAUGGAAGAAAAAUUUAGUAGCAAUAAUGUUAAUGGUCUCUCUCAAAGUGUAACUAGUCCAUGCCAGAUACAUUUCAAGGACAUAUUAACACCUGAGAACUUGAGAACGUCAACAGAUAAUUCUGCUUCAAGUAUAACUAUAAGUUCUUCAGAAAAGUCAGAUACAUUGAAGAAUUAUAGUAAGAUACAUAGUUUUCUACCUACCAUACCUCAAAAUAUGAUAUCACAAUCUGGCACAGACCUUCUUGAAAAAUCCAAAGUUGCUGAACAAUUUCUGAAGCAUGGAUUCUGUGAGAAUUUAGAUGAUAUUUGCUUCUCCAUUCAACAUAUGAAGGAAGAGCUUCAGAAGUCUCAGGAGAGGGAACUGGCACUGACAAAUGAACUUCAAAGCUUAAAAACAGACACAAAUAUGUACACUAAUGGCAAAUUCAACCUAUCCCCCAUUCAGAAGGAACAGAUGAACUUUGUUAAGGAAGGAAACAUAGACACUAACUUAAAUGAAGAUCUGAAAUUAAAGAGAAUUUCAGAAUUAGAGGCAUUAGUCAAUAAAUUGCUCCCACUCAGGGACACAGUGUCAAAAUUCCAUGUGAGUUUUUGCAGGAAAUGUAGAAAGCUAUCUAAGAGUGAGAUGCACUGGGGAAGAAGGAAUGAGAAAAACAAAGACAUUCCUCUCACUAGCAAGAAUAUCACAGAUUUAAAAUUCCACGCAAGAUUUCCAAAACAUACACUGUCAUUUCUUGACCAAAGAAAACAUGAAGUGAAAGACUUAGAGAGGCAGCCAUUUGUAGUAACCCCAGGACCCACGCUAUUUGAAAAUGAGAGGACCUCCAGUGUCAAUUCUGUUGCUGAGUGCGUUGCCAAAAUUCAAUACUUACAGAAUUACCUAAAAGAUUCCAUGCAUGUACAGAGAAAAGUCACAGAACUGGAGAAUGAAAAUCGAAACCUUAAGACCAAAAUGAAGCCUCUUAUCUAUACCACACAAUCUUUGAUACAGAAGAUUGAAAUCUAUGAAAAACAACUCACCAAUCUGGUUGAGGAAAAGAAUGCUAUUCAUUCCAGGUUACUUAAAGAAGAAGAAGACAGCAAAGAAUGCCUUAAAGAAUUUAAGAAGCUAAUUAGUAAGUACAAUGUUCUCCAAAGCCAAAAUAAAAUUCUAGAGGAAAAAAACUGCCAACUCUCUUUGGAGAAGCAGCAAAUGUUAGACGCAUUAGAACAGCUCAAAAGUAAAGAUCAUAAAACGCAAAAUGACAUGGCCCUUGUUCAUAAUGAAAACAAUCGAAUGAGCAUUGAAAUGGAAGCAAUGAAAACCAACAUUCUCCUGGUACAAGAUGAAAAGGAUGUGUUGGAGAAAAAUGCCUACCAUCUGCUGAAGGACAAAACCUCACUUGAAAAUGAACUGAAAGAAAACCAGCUGGAGAUGAUGCAGCUGAAGGAAAAAGAAAAACUUGCCAAAACAGAGCAAGAGACACUUCUUCAAAUGCUAGAAACACUAAAGCAUGAAAAACUGAAUCUUGAAACAGCGCUAGAAGACUCCACUGCUGCUAGGCAACGGAUGGAACGAGAAAUUGAGAAUGUUCAAACCUAUCAAUCCACAGCAGAAGAGAAUUUCCUGAAAGAAAUAAAGAAUGCAAAAGCAGAAGCAAGUAUUUACAAAAACAGCUUGUCAGAAAUGAGCAAGGAAUGUGAAAUGUUAUCCAAAAUGGUGAGAGAAAUUAAGACAGACAAUCAAAUUCUGAAAGGAGAACUAAAGAAACAUACUCAAGAAAACACAAAGUUUGAAAACAGCAUCAGCCGACUGACUGAAGACAAACUACUUUUAGAAAACUAUGUAAGAAGCAUAGAAAAUGAAAGGGACACCUUGGAAUUUGAGAUGCGGAAUCUGCAGCGAGACUACUUGAAUUUGAGUGACAAAAUAUGUAGUCAGCAUAAUGACCUAUCGAAAAUGACUUAUGCUUCGAGAAGAGAGAAAUUCCAUUUUGAUAACUAUGAAGAAACUUCUGGACCCAGGAGCAGACCUUUAGCUCCAGAUUUAAAAGGAAUUCCAAGUAAGCUAUAUCAAUUGCUUCCACCAAAGAUAUGUAAAUAA
This is a messenger RNA of Perognathus longimembris pacificus (Pacific pocket mouse), 2889 nucleotides long. It is a transcript of the gene Ccdc110, whose product is annotated as coiled-coil domain containing 110. Lineage: Eukaryota; Metazoa; Chordata; Mammalia; Rodentia; Heteromyidae. Gene Ontology annotation, cellular component: cytoskeleton. The record is from RefSeq and is a predicted model, not a curated record. Bases 1 to 2889 code for a protein of 962 amino acids. The transcript has 7 exons.